Messenger RNA from Candoia aspera, 3262 nucleotides. RefSeq names its product WD repeat domain 72 (gene WDR72). Gene Ontology annotation, cellular component: cytoplasm. The record is from RefSeq and is a predicted model, not a curated record. Gene Ontology annotation, biological process: protein localization to plasma membrane. Gene Ontology annotation, molecular function: protein binding. Bases 137 to 3262 code for a protein of 1041 amino acids. Lineage: Eukaryota; Metazoa; Chordata; Lepidosauria; Squamata; Candoiidae. The transcript has 19 exons.
CGGCAGAGGAGGAAGGAGCAGGAGACCAUUCCCAAGGACAUCUGCUGGGCACAGCUCGAGAGAGCGCCUCCCCAGCAACGCUUCAGGAAGCACCUUGCCUGGAUCACAGGCCACACUUUCAGCUGGCGAACUCACUAUGAAAGACUCUGUUCAGAUGGUGCCCCUGUGGGGGAGACAAGCCCCACCCCACAGCAUCACAGCUAUCCUCAUUGCAGAUGACCAGAGAACUAUCGUCACAGGGAGCCACGAAGGCCAAGUCUGUCUUUGGGACCUGUUGCCAGAUCUCCAGAUUUCAUCGAAGCAGAUGCUUUUGGGGCACACGGCAUCAGUGACAUGUCUGGCAAAAGCAAGGGAUUUUGAGAAGCAACCAUACGUGGUCAGUGCUACUGAGAAUGGAGAGAUGAGCAUUUGGGACAUCACCAGUGGACAGUGUGUAGAGGAUACAAGGCUUCCAUUUUGGCACACAGCCAUCUGUUAUUACCACAGCUCAUUUCGCAUGACAGGAGAGGGCUGGCUGCUCUGUUGUGGGCAGUAUCACGACAUCCUCAUUAUUGAUGCAAUAACCCUGGCUGUGCUUCACACAUUAACCUCUUCUUCCUCUUCGGACUGGAUCAGCUGCAUGUGCUUAGUGCAUUCUCUGAGGAUUCAAGAGGACUCUUUACUGGCAGUGUCUGUGGCAGGAGACCUUAAAGUCUGGGAUCUGUCAUCUUCGAUCAGCAGGAUACAGGAGAAGCAAAGCAUUUAUGAAAGAGAAUCCCAGUCUCUGAACUGUACACUCUGCAAUGCAAUCCGAUUUUGCACUUACACGGAGAGGCUUCUCUUAGUGGUAUUCUCCACCUGCUGGAAGGUGUACGAUUACUGUGACUUUUGCUUGCUGUGGACUGAAUGUAGCCCAAGCAGCCAGUCCUUGGCAGGGGGGGAAAUCCUCGCUGCCCACAGGUUGAUUGUUUGGACAGACGAUGGGCGUGGCUACAUUUACCAGCUGCUGAACAGUGGUCUUUCACAGAGCCUCCAGCCAUCCAAAGGAAGGGUGCUGAAAGAAACAGUCCAUCCUGUUCUACUCUGUUCUACUGAUGUGGAGGAUAACAAGAGUUUCUCUUACAUCAUGGGCUUCAUGAACGAAAGGAAGGAACCCUUUUAUAAGAUCCUUUAUUCUGGACAAUCUUCUGGGAGGAUUACUUUAUGGCAUGUUCCCGAUGUGCCUGUUUCAACUCUAGAUGGCUCUCCAAAAGUAAUCCCAGUAGCAGCAUCCAGGACCCUGCAGGAUAACUUCAACGCCCACAGUCAGAUAGCUGAAGGUACCCCUGGUCACCUCUGGGGAGCUACCAUCACGGUUUCUGAAUAUGUUUCCAGCCUUGAGAAGUUGGUCUGUGGAUGCGAAGAUGGCAGAAUCAUCAUAGUGCCAGCUCUGCACGCUGCAAAGGCCAGGCUGUUGGGAGACAGUUCCUUACGGAAAGACGCCGCUGCCACCGCGCCCCGCGUGCUGAGCGGCCCCGGCGGCAGCAGCGUGACGGCCCUGCUUGCUCUGCCCGGCCGGCCGGCGCCCCGCUGGCUGCUCUCCGGGAGCCGGGACUCCAGCGUCGUCUGGUGGGACCUCUUCACCGGGGGGGCGCUGCACCACUUCGCGCUGGACGCGGGACCCAUCGCCCGCCUCCUCCUCUCGCCGGACAGCUGCAGGCGGAAAGGUCACCGGCUCGUGUGCUGCGUCUGCAGCGACCACUCCGUCGCGCUUCUGCACGUGCAAGAGCGCGCCUGCCUUUUGCGUGCCAGGAAACACCUUUUUCCCGUGACGGUGUUACGAUGGCACCCCGCGGAGAAUCUGCUGGUCGUUGGCUGUGAAAAUGAUUCCGUCUCCGUUUGGGACAUCGAAACAGGAAGUCUGGAACGCCAUGAAAGCGGGGAGAUGGCCAAAGCGAUCCUUGCUUCCUGUGAAGAUUCUGGUCCUUCAGCAGCUGACCCUCUUUACACAGCCUCCUUGGAAGAAGAUGCCCACAGAGAGAAAGGUCUGGGUGGGCCAUUGUCCAGCUCCUCUGCAUUUGGCAGUUUUUCCUGCAACAGACUUGCUCAUCAAAGGUCUUCCCGUCAUAAGUUAACUACUCUCUCCUGGGCUCAGGGGCCUUUUGCUAUUUGGCCACUGAAGACAACAUGGGAGAGCAUAAAUGUCAAUGUGCUCCUUUUUGAUUUGGAGAAGCUAGUGGAAUUGCUCUGCUCCUCCCAGGUCAGUGGGCUGAAGUCCUCCAAUUCGUUCAACACUUUUGACACCUUGAAGCGAGCCAGAAGCUCAGCUGAGAAAAGGACGCUGAUGCUAAAGAGAAACAGAACUUCUGGGUCACUCUCCCCAGUGGAUGGACAAGUCAGAGCUCCUAGCGGGGAACAAAACUUUGGGGAGAAGCAAGCGGCUGGAACUCUGGAACAAAGUGGUGGCAUCAAAAGACACAAAAAAGCGAAGAGUUCCAAGAAGGCGAAAAGGCCGUCCUCUGGAAAAACUGGCAUGGCUGUGGCCACAGAUGCAGCCAAACUCCUUUUGUCCUGUAUCUUCCCUUGGGGUGUGAACAGAGAGUUGGACAGUCUUUGUGUUCGGUAUUUAGGUAUCUUGAGACUUUUCUCUCCAGUCUCCUUUGGACGACUUUCAAAAGACAAUUAUCUCGCCCUGAUGUUGCCAGGAUGGAGCAGUGCUAAUCCGGGAAGGGUGGAAAAGCAGCAGGAGGUGGUCAACUUGUUUUCUAGCAAAGUGCUGCCUUUAUAUACUAAAUACUAUAGCGUAACCCAAGAGCAAGCAGGCAAGAAGAAUGGAUACCAAAAUACUGUUGCUUCUACCGAGCAAAGACUAACUCUGGCUUAUUUGUUGAGCAGGAUGUCUUCAGUGCAAAGGAUAAUUAACAUGCCUUCAGAAGAGGCCAGUCCCAUGAAACUGGAGUCGGUGCACAUCAAAUGGAGACCUGCAGCAUCUCUGGGGCUGGCUGAUUUUAACCCAGAGUCUUCUCAACACACAUUGAGGUUUCCUGUUUGUGAGUCAGAUAAUCGUUCAUUUGUCAAGCUAAUUUCUUGCUGGAAAGACCAAUCCAUAGAGGUGAUGGAGGCCACUCAGGCGGCUUUGCUGGCUGAAGUCCAGCAGAGCAUGCAGCAGAAGACCUUGGCUGGGGGCUGUGGGCAAACAAAUUCCAGUGGGCAGGGGUCAGCGAACGGCCAGCCAGAGGGGGCCAAGAACCUGCCUUUGCUGGUUGGCUACUCUCACUUCGUCAAUGCUCAGUUACAAGCGUAG